Molecule: messenger RNA, 4389 nt
Organism: Letharia columbiana
Lineage: Eukaryota; Fungi; Ascomycota; Lecanoromycetes; Lecanorales; Parmeliaceae
Exons: 1
Coding region: 1-4389 (1462 amino acids)
Biological process (GO): transmembrane transport
Cellular component (GO): membrane
Molecular function (GO): ATP binding; ATP hydrolysis activity; ABC-type transporter activity
Source: RefSeq, a predicted model, not a curated record
AUGGCGGAAUCAGGCAAGCAAGAGAAGGAGUACGCUUCUACAGAUCCCCUUGGAGUUGCCAACCAGACAAACUCAUCCGAGCCUGUCGCCACAGCACCUCUACAAUAUGUAGGAUCCGAGAGCGAUCUCUCGGAUUCGGAUCAAGGGCAGAAGGAGGAUGGUCAGCCAGACGUCCAUAGGACCGCCACUGCAACUACGACUACCUCAACCGUGACCGUGGUAUCGCAAUCGGAGGAAAAGAAACCAUGGUACAAACGUCUGAAUCCAUUGAAGAAAUCGAUCAAACCUCCAAUACCGAAAGAAAGGAGGGUGUCAAGGGAAUACGGGGCCUCCUUCCUCAGUCUGUUGACCUUUCAAUGGAUGGCGCCACUCAUGAGUACGGGGUAUCAACGGACACUGGAGCUCAACGAUAUUUGGCUGGUCAAUCCGAAUCGCGCAUCUCCCGUCCUCUCAGACAAACUCAGUGCUUCGUUUCAGAGGCGAGUGGCUCGCGGCGACAAGUAUCCCCUUUUAUGGGCCAUGCACGAGACCUUCAAAUUCGAAUUCUGGCUCGGAGGGAUUUGCCAACUGUUCGCCAGCAUCUUCACGGUCAUGUCACCCUUCACGCUUCGAUAUCUAAUCGCUUUCGCCACCCAGGCAUACGAAGCGCAAGUCGACCAUAAACCGGCACCUCACAUCUCCAAAGGCAUAGGAUUGGUCAUUGGCAUUACGGUCAUGCAGAUGUGUCAGAGCUUGGGAACAAACCACUUUAUCUACCGAGGCCAGAUGGUGGGAGCGCAGUCGAGAGGCACAUUGAUAACGGUCAUUUUUGAAAAAGCAAUGAAGAUCUCGGGACGGGCCAAAGCAGGUGGGAAGGCCAUUGAGGAUACAAUGAAGCAAGAUGGGGAGGUCAAUAAGGAGAUGAAAAGGCAGAACCUCUUCAAGCGCAUGGUCGAUAAAAGGUUCAACCCAACGGGAGGUCCGCAAGUCACACCUGACAAGGCGCAAGGAAUAUCCGGUGACGGAGCCGGUUGGGGCAAUGGAAGAGUGGUCAAUCUCAUGUCUACCGACACCUAUCGCGUUGACCAAGCUUCAGGCAUGUUUCACAUGGUGUGGACAUCACCAGUGACCAUUAUGAUUACCUUGGUUGUUUUGCUUAUCAAUCUGACCUACUCGGCACUAGCAGGAUUCGCACUUUUAGUCAUCGGCAUUCCAGUAUUGACCAAAGCAAUCAAGAAGCUCUUCUCGCGAAGGCGAGCGAUAAACAAGAUCACAGAUCAGAGGGUGUCCCUUACUCAGGAAAUCCUUCAAGCGGUCCGCUUUGUCAAAUACUUUGGUUGGGAAAGUUCCUUCCUCGAGCGCAUUGGUCAGAUCAGGAGACGCGAGAUUCGUGCGAUUCAGCUUUUGUUAACCAUCAGAAACGGAAUAAACGCAGUCUCCAUGUCAUUGCCCAUCUUUGCCUCCAUGCUCUCUUUUGUAACGUACUCGCUCUCUAAGCACGACUUGGUGGCAGCUCCCAUCUUUUCCUCCUUGGCGCUGUUCAAUUCGCUCCGGAUGCCUUUGAAUCUACUACCAUUGGUCAUUGGUCAGGUUGUGGAUGCUUGGUCCUCGCUCGGACGAAUACAGGACUUUCUGAUCGCAGAAGAGCAGAGUGACGACUUUAUAUGGGACAUGGAAGGGAAGCACGCCGUCUCCAUGGAGCAUGCCGACUUCACAUGGGAACGGACCAUCACCCAAGAUCCAGACAAAAAGACUGGCGCGCAACUCAAUAAGAAGCAGAUUAAGAAGGUCAAAGAUGCAGAGAAGGCGGCGGCCCACGGACCAAAUCCCGCCGGUUCCGAGAGUGGAGAGGACAGCUCCAGCACUCUAACUCAAGUCGAGCCUUUUAGAUUGCACGAUAUGGAGUUCUCUGUCGGACGUAAUGAGCUCAUUGCAGUCAUUGGUGGCGUUGGCUCUGGCAAAAGUUCACUGCUUGCUGCCUUGGCUGGUGAUAUGCGCAGGACGAACGGCAGCGUGACCAUGGGCGCUACACGAGCUUUCUGUCCACAGUAUGCCUGGAUCCAAAAUGCUUCUGUGAAAGAUAACAUACUUUUCGGGAAGCCGUAUGAUAGGAAAUGGUAUGAUGCCGUCAUCGACGCCUGCGCUCUACGACCGGAUCUUGAGAUGCUUCCCAACGGUGAUAUGACUGAAAUUGGUGAACGAGGUAUCACUGUUUCAGGAGGGCAGAAGCAGCGUAUGAACAUCGCCCGUGCUAUUUAUUUCAACAGUGAUGUUGUCCUCAUGGAUGAUCCUCUUUCAGCGGUCGACGCUCAUGUUGGGCGCCAUAUCUUUGAUAACGCGAUUUGCGGUUUGCUCAAAGACAAGUGCCGAAUCCUGGCGACUCACCAGCUUCACGUUCUCAGUCGUUGUGACCGCAUCAUAUGGAUGCAGGAGGGCCAUAUUGAAACAGUGGAUACUUUUGCAAACUUGAUCAACAACAAUGAGGCCUUUCAAAAGUUGAUGGCAAGCACGGCUCAAGAGGAGAAGGUCGAGAAAGAAAAUGCUGUCAAUGAGGACGAUGUUGAGCAUGAGAAGAAGGACGCAAAGAAAAGGAAGACCAAUAAGCGCGGAGCUGCACUUAUGCAGCAGGAAGAACGAGCGGUAAAGAGUGUGAGCUGGAGUGUAUACAUUGCUUACGUUCGUGCCUCGGGCUCGCUACUAUUCGCGCCGAUGGUCUUCCUGAUUUUAGUCAUCUCUCAGGGCGCGAACAUCACAACAAGUCUAUGGCUAUCAUGGUGGACGUCAAACAAGUUUGGCUUCACGGAGGGACAGUAUAUCGGUGCCUACGUUGCUCUCGGAGUAGUGCAGGCAUUAUUGAUGUUCACUUUCUCUGUCUCUCUCACAACGUUAGGCACAAGAGCGUCGAGGGUUAUGCUGCAGAAAGCCAUGACUCGGGUUUUGAGAGCACCGAUGAGCUUUUUCGACACAACUCCACUUGGACGGAUCACGAAUAGAUUCGCUAAGGACGUCGACAUCAUGGACAACAAUCUGACAGACGCCAUGCGAAUGUACUUCUUUACCCUGGCAAUGAUCACUUCUGUGUUUAUCCUGAUCAUUGUUUACUUCCAUUACUUUGCUAUCGCCCUCGGACCUUUGUUCCUAAUGUUUCUGUUUUCUGCAAGCUACUAUCGAUCGUCCGCGCGAGAGAUCAAGCGCCAUGAGUCAGUGCUUCGUUCUGAGGUGUUUGCACGCUUCAGCGAAGCAGUCUCCGGUACCGCCAGUAUUCGAGCGUAUGGUCUACAAGAUUACUUCGUCACAGGGAUCCAUAAAUCUGUGGACCAAAUGAAUUCGGCUUACUACCUCACGUUCUCCAAUCAAAGAUGGUUGAGCGUAAGACUUGACGCGAUUGGGAACCUCUUGGUCUUCACGACGGGCAUUCUGGUGGUGACCUCGCGCUUCAAUGUUUCCCCAAGUAUCGGCGGCCUGGUUCUAUCCUACAUCUUGUCGAUCGUGCAAAUGAUCCAAUUCACCGUCCGACAGCUUGCAGAAGUGGAGAAUGCAAUGGUAUCCACUGAGCGUCUUUACUACUACGGCACUGAACUUGAUGAAGAGCCUCCUCUACACAUGAAAGACAUACCGGACAGCUGGCCCCAGAAAGGCGAGAUCGUCUUCGACGAAGUCCAAAUGCGCUAUCGAGAUGGUCUUCCCCUAGUCCUACAAGGUCUCAACAUGACCGUAGCCGGAGGUGAGCGCAUCGGCAUUGUCGGCCGCACUGGAGCCGGCAAAUCGAGUAUCAUGUCAACUCUCUUUAGACUUGUUGAGCUCUCCGGCGGAUCCAUCAGCAUCGACGGCGUUAAUAUCGCUCAAGUCGGCUUGAAAGACCUCCGCACACGCCUUGCGAUUAUCCCGCAGGACCCUACUCUUUUCCGUGGUACGAUUCGCUCCAAUCUCGAUCCCUUCAACGAACAUACCGAUCUCGAGCUCUGGUCGGCCUUACGGCAAUCUGAUCUCGUAGAUGCGGACGCCAACCUCGACGACAAGGCCCACGGUCGCAUCCAUCUCGACGGUAUCGUUGAAGAGGAGGGCUUGAAUUUCUCCCUCGGACAGCGGCAACUCAUGGCUCUCGCUCGAGCAUUGGUCCGUGGCUCCCAAAUCAUCGUCUGCGACGAAGCUACUUCAUCUGUGGAUAUGGAAACGGAUCAGAAGAUCCAGCGGACGAUACAGACAGGCUUCAGGGGCAAGACGUUGCUUUGCAUUGCGCAUAGGCUCAAGACGAUUAUUACCUAUGAUCGGAUCUGUGUGAUGGACCAGGGAAGGAUAGCAGAGUUGGAUACACCAAUUAGGUUGUGGAAGGAGGGAGGUAUAUUCAGAGGGAUGUGUGAUAGAAGUGGCAUUCGGAGAGAAGAUUUUGAGGAAAAUAAAGAAGAGUAG